Messenger RNA from Chara braunii, 1366 nucleotides. NCBI's taxonomy places the organism in Eukaryota, Viridiplantae, Streptophyta, Charophyceae, Charales, Characeae. The record is from the annotation of a GenBank genome assembly.
UCAUCUUUAAUUAUUAGUUAAUUAAUUCGUGAAAUUGGGGGGAACGGCUAUCAUCGGCAGCGAGGGUACCGCUGAGAGGCUGGCGGAGUGGGAGAGGGUUGACAAUGGCGCUGACUAGGAUCGGUCGCAGUCUUCUAAUGCGCACAGAGACGGGGCUACCACCCAUGUUUGUUCGCAGGGUGUCAGUGCAGGCAGAAUCUUCGACCAAUGGGGGCAGUGCAGGGGAAGGAGGAGGCAUGCUGCCGGCGGGAAUCGAGAAGGGGGAAGUUGGUGCAAUAUCAGGUGUGCCGACAGAGCACUUGAGGAGGAGGGUGGUGGUAUUCCAGCCGUCGAAAGUUGUCACUCAGUCUGGAUCGUCUAAGUGGAAGAACUGGAGGAUUACAUUUCUCUCCACGCAGAAAUGGGAGAACCCGUUGAUGGGAUGGACGUCGACAUCAGACACAUUGGCGAAUGUGGGGGAGGCAGGGUUAUACUUUGACAGCAAGGAGGCAGCCAUUCAAUUUGCUGAGAAACACGGAUGGGAGUACGAGGUGCAGGGGCCCAAGGAGGAAGUGAAGACGCCGAAAUCGUAUGCGGACAAUUUCAAAUGGAGGGGUCCUGCACCACAGAAAUGAUUCGGAACAGCGCUGACGCAAUCUGUCGGUCGCCUGUUAAUGUAAAAAAAAACAUAACCUGUGUUAAAACUUAAAAAAUGAUGCUAAUCGACGUAAUCGUAAUGAAAAAGGAGGAUGUGUGUGCAAUCCACUAUCGGUUGUGUGUGUGGAUUAAUCAUCCAAGAGCACAAUCCUCUAUGCCACACAAGAAACCUGCACCCAUAGAAACCAAGCGCCACACAUACGCACUCACACAACACACUCACACGCACACACAGACACACAUACACAGACACACACACAGCACAGCUACGCUCUUUUUUGGUGGAGUUGUAUAUACUAUAUAGUGAAGAUGACAAAACACACACAUGCACACAGAACAAUCUGCCACCGUCAUGCUUUUUCGGUGGAUUUGUAAUAUAGUGCACAUCACAACACACACACACACACACACACACACACACACACACACGAUGACGAAGAGGAGGAAGUAGAGGAAGAAGAGGAGAAAGAAGAGAAGGGGAGUAGAGGUAGAGGAUGAUGGUAGAGGUGGGGAAGGUGCAGGAGAGGGGGCCAGUGGUCGUGGUGUUGAUGGUAGCGGUAGUCGGGGAUCAGCAGGGGAAGAAUUGGUGGUGGAGAAAGUGGGCGUCAAACGACUAGCACUGUGCUGAUCUCCACUAGUCCGAUCUGUUUCUUGUGGGUCAGCUGCAGGGUUGGUCUGUGGGGGCACAGUUUCAGCAGCAGCCGCCACCAGGGUAGGGUGCUUUUCUCGA